AUGGGACAAGAUUGGAAUGUUAUGUUACAAGAUAUUAUCUCUGAUAGUAAUCCUGGCUCUUUGGAAUCUACUCCAAGACAUACUAAAAAUGCCACAUUAUUUAAAAGGGAUGGUGGAGCUGUUGAUGUAGAAUGGAUUUCAAUUAAUUAUGAUGAUUCAAAUUCUGAUCUUUCUAGAGAGGUAGCGGAGGAUAGACAAAUAGAAGAAGAAGAAUAUGAUUCUACUGUCUACGACUGGUUCGAUAAUAACCAUGGUUGGAAAUAUUGUAUUGCUGCCGAAAAAAAUGAUCAUACUGGGGUUGCUGAUGUUUAUGAUGACAUUGGUAAAGAAAAUGCAUUUCAUGGAGAGUUAUAUUUCAAUACGUACGGUGGUGUUUAUAGCUACUGA
This is a messenger RNA of Tetrapisispora phaffii CBS 4417, 387 nucleotides long. RefSeq lists its product as uncharacterized. The record is from RefSeq and is a predicted model, not a curated record. Bases 1 to 387 code for a protein of 128 amino acids. The transcript has a single exon. Lineage: Eukaryota; Fungi; Ascomycota; Saccharomycetes; Saccharomycetales; Saccharomycetaceae.